Molecule: messenger RNA, 959 nt
Organism: Drosophila arizonae
Lineage: Eukaryota; Metazoa; Arthropoda; Insecta; Diptera; Drosophilidae
Product: alpha-tocopherol transfer protein-like
Cellular component (GO): membrane
Molecular function (GO): phosphatidylinositol bisphosphate binding
Source: RefSeq, a predicted model, not a curated record
AUGGCCGAGAUACGUCCAAUCAGCGCCGAGUUGCGCCAAGUAGCCGAAACGGAACUGAACGAGGUGCCAUCGCGUUUGCCCGACGACCUGAAAGCUCUGCGGGAUUGGCUAGCCAAGCAGCCGCACCUGAAGGCACGCCAGGAUGCUCAGUUCUUGGUUGCCUUUCUGCGAGGCUGCAAGUUCAGCCUAGAGAAGGCCAAGUCCAAGCUGGACUACUUCUACACGCUGAAGACCAUGAUGCCGGAGGUGUUCGCCAAUCGUGAAAUGGACGAGAGGAACAUUGCGGUGUGUCGUGCAGGCACAUACGUGCGUUUGCCCAAGCCCUUCGGGCCCGGCGGACCGCGCAUUCAGUUGACGGACUACUCGAACUUCGAAUCGAACGGCUUUAAGUUGAUCGAUCUGUUCCGGUAUCAGACGACGCUACUGGAGCAGCUGGUGCGCGAGGAUGACAACGCCGUCAUCAGUGGCACCAUCGAGAUAAUCAACAUGUCCAAGAUGAGUCUCAGCCUGGUUGCCCAGAUGGACAUUUCGCUCAUCAAGAAAAUGGGCGUGUUCGCCGAUAAGGGUACUCCCAUCCGGCUAAAGGGCGUCCACUUGGUCAACUGCCCCAAGGAGGCGAUCACUGUGCUCAAUCUGGGCAGAAGUCUUAUGCCCGCCAAACUACAGAGCCGAUUCCAUGUGCACAGGAAUAUGGAGGAACUCUCUCAGAUAAUUCCGCGCGAAUAUAUGCCAGAGGAGUAUGGAGGCAGCAAUGGGCGUAUUGCUGACAUCGUGGCACAGGCGGAGCAGGAUAUGCUUAGCUAUAGCAAUUACUUAAAGGAGGAGAGUAACUAUGGCGUUGACGAACAGCUGCGACCGGGCAAACGCCUAACAGCCGACUCGCUAUUUGGGAUUGAGGGCUCCUUCCGCAAACUGGACAUCGAUUAGAUUAGCUCACAUUGAACUGAAAUUGAAAUUGU